Molecule: messenger RNA, 1338 nt
Organism: Microthlaspi erraticum
Lineage: Eukaryota; Viridiplantae; Streptophyta; Magnoliopsida; Brassicales; Brassicaceae
Source: the annotation of a GenBank genome assembly
AUGACUUUGUUCCCCACCAAGUUUGAAAAUGGGAAGAUUGAGUACAAGAUAAGGUGUCAAGAGAGCCAGCUCGACCGACAGCUCGAUCGAGCUAGAAACCAGGGCAACUCGAUCGAGCUACACAACUCGACCGAGUCUGAGAGUGAGAGAUUGAGGGAAGAAAGGAGAACCAAGAAGAGGAAUGACCCUAUUAGUAGUGAGAGUGAGCAAGGAGAGUUUGAGAUUGGAGUGAACCUUGUUCAAGAGGAGGGAAAUGGUUCUCCAAAUGAGGAAGACAGUGAGGAAACUGAGAGUGAAGAGGAAGGAGAAGAGGUGAACCAAUUGGUUGAUGAAGAUGACCAAGAGGGGAACCAAGAUGAGCCAAUGGAAGAGGCUGAGGCAGAGCAAGAGGAGGAUGAGCUCCCCAUGUACCAAGAGCACUACAAUGCUCUCUUCUCCAUGGACUUUGUGGAGACCAAGUACCCACAUGAUGACACCAUGAGAGAUCUUGGGAUCUUUGAGGAUGUGGAGUUGGUGCUCAAGAACAUGCAAUUGGGGAAGUUCUUCUCUCACCGCAUGGAGUCUUACAAGGAGUUGACUUGUGAGUUUUUGGCGUCGAUGAGCAUCACGAGUUUGAUGAGCUCGAUCGAGCUGAGUUGGACCAAGGCUGGGGGUAACCUAUGGAACAUCAAGGAAAAGAACUCCAAAGAGUGGGCUACAAUAGCUGAAGAGGGGUACUCUUCCUCAAGGUCCAAGGCUGCCCAGAUCAGAAGCCCAGUGCUUAGAGAUGUCCACAAGGCUCUUGCCAACACCUUCUUUGCAAGGAAAGCCACUGGGACAAUCAAUGAGGGAGAAGUGAAGCUCCUUGACAUGGGAAUCAAGCCCAUCAUCUCACGCACAAGGGAUGGGAAGAAGAUCAGAGGAGAUAGGGCACACGCAGGGAACUCAUGCCUCUCCUUGAGCAGCUCCACCUACAAGCUGGAGUCAAGUGGACAAGAGAAGGUCUACUCCACCAGGUUGGAUGGACAUCAAGUUUUGCAAGACCAACCUCUCAUUGAGCACAAGGAGUUGGAUGGGAGAUUCCAAUUCAAGUUCACCAUCCAUUGGCUGGACCCUCCAAGCUUCUUCUGCCCAACCCUGAGCUCACCACGGAUGAUUUGCGAGAAGAAGAGUGAGCUCGAUCGAGCUGAGGAUCGAGCUGAGACUCAAGCUGAAGAUGGAGUGAGAAGUGAUUUGGGUGAGCCUGAGUGCUAUUACUUUGAGGAGUAUGAGGCUCCAAGGAUGAACCCCUCUGUUGUGGCUGCCACAAGAGGAUUGGACUUCUCCAAAAGUUCAACAAGUGGCAAGGGAAAGCCAUGA